Molecule: messenger RNA, 849 nt
Organism: Halteromyces radiatus
Lineage: Eukaryota; Fungi; Mucoromycota; Mucoromycetes; Mucorales; Cunninghamellaceae
Product: CRAL-TRIO domain-containing protein
Exons: 5
Coding region: 1-849 (282 amino acids)
Source: RefSeq, a predicted model, not a curated record
AUGGUGAUCGCUCGUACGGAUGAACAAAAAGCUCAAGCCAUUGCUGAACUACGCUCUCAUCUUAAAGGAUACCCUCCAGUCAAUGAUCAAGAAGGAGCAUUAAAACAGUUGCUGAGUACUUUUGAAUGGAGAAAAGAAAAUGGCAUUGAUAUGUAUCCUGUAGCAACAAAAAGUAAUGGUUUACCAGUAUUAUAUCCUAUUCGUGGUUAUCUAUCUAUGCCUGAUCAAAAUUUGAUUGCUGCACCUGGUGUUGCUGAAAGUGUCCUACGCAUUUAUCGUCACAUGGUGGAAGAAAUCUUUCAUUAUCAUGUUGGUUGUAAUGAAUUCCUACAUCGUGUGAUUAUGAGGGAUUGUUCCAAAAUGGCUGGUAAAGUCAUCAAUCGUGAAACUGUUAUCUUUGACUGUACUGGUAUGAGUUGGCAACAAUUCCAUAUGCCUGCCAUUCAAUUGAUUAGAACUAUUUCGGAUGUGGAUCAAAAAUAUUAUCCAGAAACACUCAACAAAUUAUAUCUAGUGAAUGCUCCAGGUGCUUUUGUCUAUGUUUGGAAAAUCAUCAAAGGUUGGCUUGAUCCAGGUACCAUUGAUAAAAUUCAAAUUCUUGGUAGUGAUUAUCAAGGAAAACUAUUGGAACAAAUCCCACCUGAAAAUCUUCCAAGUUUCUUGGGUGGUAAAUGUACUUGUAAUCAUAUUCCUGGUGGUUGUGUCCCUUCUCAAGUUUUAAAGAAUGUUCCUAUCAAUAUCCCUGGUGAUGCUAAUCAUAAAGUCCCUACUGCUUACAAUUCGGAUAUCAUGGAAAAGGGGAAAACUUGUGAAGAUAUUCGUGGCCCCUAUAGAAUAGGCUCAGAUUAG